AUGUUCCCACGUCGAUUCCCGCUGCACUCAGACAUUGGAGUCUUCCAUGAACCGGAAAGCGAGGAAGGAUUCCCGCUCUUUCUCGUUCCCGACGUGGCUUUGCCCUGUGGGAAAUCUGUUUGUCUUGCUGUCUUUCAAAACCCGUGCAUUCCGUCUGAGCCUCCGACAUUUGCUUUCCGCUCGGACUUGAAAGCGCACUUAGGGCUGGUCCGCUUGUUUCCGCGUCUAUCUCUAGCAAUAUCAAAUUCAAUCCGAAUCAAUUGGUGCAUCUCAGAGUUUCCGAAACCAACAUUUCUCACUGAUCGCAUCGACGACUUUGCCCAAGAUCGCCAGCUCGCGAAUGACGUUCGGUCCCAUGCUUAA
Molecule: messenger RNA, 363 nt
Organism: Pseudozyma hubeiensis SY62
Lineage: Eukaryota; Fungi; Basidiomycota; Ustilaginomycetes; Ustilaginales; Ustilaginaceae
Product: Set1C PHD Finger protein
Exons: 1
Coding region: 1-363 (120 amino acids)
Source: RefSeq, a predicted model, not a curated record